Musa acuminata subsp. malaccensis (wild Malaysian banana) is the source of this 1135-nucleotide messenger RNA. RefSeq lists its product as uncharacterized. Gene Ontology annotation, molecular function: carbon-sulfur lyase activity. The record is from RefSeq and is a predicted model, not a curated record. Lineage: Eukaryota; Viridiplantae; Streptophyta; Magnoliopsida; Zingiberales; Musaceae.
GGCUCUGAUCGGAUGAGCUCAAACGAGCCACGAAGCUCUUAAGGCCGCGGAGCCCUAGUCGCCACCGGCCCUCCCCUUCACGAGCGCCGCUUGUCUAGUCGUCACCGUUUCGUCCUCCGACGCUUCUCCCAUUGACACCACCGCAGCCUGGAUUGGUCCUCGCCGGGUGCCGACCCGUCCUACAAAGUACCUCGACAGCAGGUUCCCCGGCCGAGUCCCAGUUGCUUAUCCAUCACCGGCUCGAGUAAGUAGAAUACAAUUUCAUGGAUGGAGAUUCCGUCGUUCACCUUGGUGGUUGCCACUGUAAGCAUGUGAGGUGGCAAGUUGAAGCACCAUCAAGUGUGGUAGCAUGGAGUUGCAACUGCUCUGACUGUUCCAUGAGAGGCAAUAUCCACUUCAUUGUGCCAUCAUCCAAAUUCAAGCUCGCAGCUGAUUCUGAUAAGUUCCUAACAACAUAUACUUUCGGAACCCAUACUGCCAAGCAUACCUUCUGCAAGAUAUGUGGUAUAACUUCUUUCUACUUCCCAAGAUCAAAUCCUGAUGGUGUUGCAGUGACGGUUAAGUGUGUCGACGCUGGUACUCUUGCUCAUGUUGAAAUUAGGCACUUUGAUGGGAGAAACUGGGAGAGUUCCUACGGUCAAACUUCCAUAGCAUCAUUUUCAAAAUCAGAUAAUGAAGGACAGACAUAGUUGUCUGGUAAGUCACUAUAUAUAUGGCUUUUGUGGUUGGUCAGUAAGUUGUACCUUGUGAUAAUAUCUAGAACAGUUUAGUGGACAAUUACAGUUUAAUGGUGAGGUGUCUCACCAGUGCUUGGAUCUGAUCUCAUAAUCCGAAAAUUGAACCAUGGCAAAUGCUGAGUGUAAUUGUAGGGAACGUUUGGCCUAUCAAUGGGAUCAUAAUCGAAUUGGAAACUGAAAUCUGUUGGAGUUGGAAAGCCAAAUCGAUUGACAUGUUUGAUUCAUGUUCUCUAAUUUCAGAAUCGGCAUGGAAGCGCCUUUACACGUUUGGUUCGUGAGCUGCAAGAUCAGUAUCAAAAUUGAAGUUGGUUGCCAAAACCCAGUAAUUUUAAAGGGGAAGAUGAGUCGUUAUGUGCGAUAGUAGUUUCACUAUAUUUGAUUUGAGGUAUAUAUUUACC